This is a messenger RNA of Pelobates fuscus (common spadefoot toad), 4571 nucleotides long. It is a transcript of the gene SOX10, whose product is annotated as SRY-box transcription factor 10. Gene Ontology annotation, biological process: morphogenesis of an epithelium; enteric nervous system development; peripheral nervous system development. The coding region runs from base 406 to 1725 and encodes 439 amino acids. The transcript is spliced from 5 exons. Gene Ontology annotation, molecular function: RNA polymerase II cis-regulatory region sequence-specific DNA binding; DNA-binding transcription factor activity, RNA polymerase II-specific. Gene Ontology annotation, cellular component: nucleus. The record is from RefSeq and is a predicted model, not a curated record. Lineage: Eukaryota; Metazoa; Chordata; Amphibia; Anura; Pelobatidae.
CUGGCAUGCUUGUUGGCAACUAGAACUAGCCUAAAACUUAGUUUUUCUUUGGUUAAUGCACUAAAUUUGUGCACGUCUAUAAGUCGCUAAUGGUGGUGAGAGACGGAUCUACUUAGCUUGUAACAAAAAUAGGUGGGACCAAAAUGUGGGAGGAAUAGGUCCGUUAAAUAAUAAUGUGCAGAGAUUCAAGGUUGAGAACAAAGAGAUUGGCAGCCAAUCAGGAGGGCUGUGGAUGAGAUGUAGUUUGUUUGAGAAAAGCUUCGCCUUAAAGGCAUGGGGAGAUGUGAUCAGGGCAGCGAACAGAGCAUCAUUCAGAUACGAGAACAGAGGCACUAUUACUGACACACAGCAGUGAGCCAGCUCACCUCCUACCACCAAGACUCACUAGUUCUAGAUUCUUCAAACAUGAGUGACGAUCAGAGCCUGUCUGAAGUGGAAAUGAGCCCUGUUGGGUCAGAGGACCCCUCCCUUACUCCUGAUCCCAUGCCACCCCAUGCCCACUCCAGUCCAGAUGAUGAUGAUGAAGAUGGAAAAGUGAAAAAGGAGCAAGAUUCUGAAGAUGAGAGGUUCCCUGUUUGCAUCAGAGAGGCAGUUUCUCAGGUCCUCAGUGGCUACGACUGGACAUUAGUGCCUAUGCCCGUGAGGGUCAAUGGUGGCAAUAAGUCCAAACCACAUGUAAAACGGCCUAUGAAUGCAUUUAUGGUAUGGGCACAAGCUGCUCGAAGGAAACUUGCGGAUCAGUAUCCACAUUUACAUAAUGCAGAACUCAGCAAGACUCUGGGCAAGUUAUGGAGAUUGCUGAAUGAGAAUGACAAGAGACCCUUUAUAGAGGAGGCUGAAAGGCUACGAAUGCAGCACAAGAAGGACCAUCCAGAUUAUAAGUAUCAGCCUCGUAGAAGAAAGAAUGGGAAGCCUACACCUGGAGAGGGAGAUGGGUCCUCCGAGACAGAGGGAGGUGCUGCUUCCAUUCAGGCACACUACAAGAACUCUCACCUUGAUCAUAGACAUGGUUCUCCUAUGUCUGAUGGAAACUCUGAACAUUCCACAGGCCAAAGUCAUGGUCCACCUACUCCACCAACUACACCUAAGACAGAGCUACAGGCAGGAAAAUCUGAUAGCAAGAGAGAUGGUUCUCGUUCCCUGGGAGAAGGAGGCAAACCUCAUAUUGAUUUUGGCAAUGUGGAUAUAGGAGAAAUCAGUCAUGAUGUCAUGUCCAACAUGGAAACCUUUGACGUCAAUGAGUUUGACCAGUAUCUCCCACCAAAUGGCCAUGCUGGUCACCCAAGUCAUAUUGGGGGGUACACCUCCAGUUACAGUCUCACCGGAGCUCUGGCUGCUGGUCCCUCUGCCUGGGCUCUAGCAAAGCAACACCCUCCAUCUGUGGCAGACUCCAAAGCUCAAGUGAAGACAGAAAGCUCAAGUACAAACCACUAUACAGAGCAGCCAUCGACAUCUCAGCUGACCUACACUUCACUGGGGUUGCCACACUAUGGUUCCUCCUUCCCUUCAAUCUCAAGGCCUCAAUUUGACUACUCAGAUCACCAACCUACAAGUUCUUAUUACAGCCAUUCAAGCCAAGCCUCCAGUCUAUAUUCAGCCUUCUCCUACAUGGGUCCUCCACAGCGUCCUCUUUAUACAGCCAUCUCUGAGCCUCCUAGCGUGGCUCAGUCACAUAGUCCCACGCAUUGGGAACAGCCUGUCUACACUACUUUAUCAAGACCAUGAAGAAUACAGAGGAAGAGGCAAAGGAGGGGCAUCUCUCGGAGAACAACGUGCUCCGACGGGGUCCUCCCACAGCUCAAAUCCCAGGAAGAAUCCGGAUUUCAGGAGCACCAGGAAACUGUAGUCAGUUUCUACGGGCCCCUAGGAAAGAUGGUGACCGGGAUACAUGGGCCAUUUUCUCUGAAAAGAACUCCAGUGUAAAAAUGGUGGGGGUAGGAUAGCUGGGCAAUGCAGGGAUGGGGGAAGGGAAUUCAUGUUAUACACAGAUAAUGGACUAGUGUCUUCCAUAUUAGAGAGUAGCUGCAACAUCUGUUCUGGUAGUGGCUUUGACCAUAGGUGCCAUGAAGACAGUGGAGGUUUUAAGACUUACAGUCAUGGACUGCUGAAGGCAUGGGCACUUCAGUCACUCACAGCAGCUUGACAUUCUUAUCCAGUUCAAAUGAACUGCUAACCUUUUUGAUAUAAGGGAUAGUCCAAACAUCACUAAUCAACUUAACAUCUUUUGGAAUUCACAGAAAAUUAAUUCCUCCUGCUCACUUGUCCACAACGUAGUAAAGUGCAUUAUAGCUAAUGAAGGAAAGUAUGAUGCAGUUCAUGGUUUUCAAUUGCAUUCGUUCACCUUAGAAGCUGAUUAAACAGCUCUGCAUCUAAAUAAUCCUAAGCAACCAGAACAAGUGGAGGGAGGAGAUCAAAUGGUUAUUCCAGUAGUAGCAACAUCAACAUGUACUCCAUCUGUUAUGCUGAUGAGAGCAAUAUGGCAUCAAUGUCUAAAGAAUGACUGUUGGGUGCACUAAGGUAGCCAACAAUUGGCCUGCAUAUUCAUCCACAGUACUGUGUGAUGUGCAUGUACGUCUCUUGAAAAGAGCAAACUGGCGAUUUUUUUUACGUCGACAUCGUGGUAAUGUGUUGUCCUUUAUUCUGAAGUGACAACCACAUGUUUUUUAUAAAUAUUCUGCUAUGAAAACACACAUGGUCAGGUUUAACAAACAAUAAGUAGGCAGUCCACUUCUUGUGUAUUCAUUUACAUAUUGUGACGCCCUUAUGAAUUAUAGAAGAUAUGUCCUAAGGGAGACAGAAAAAUCAGGAGGAUUGUGCUAACAAAGGUUCUUUAAUCUUUGCACCAACUAAACAGGAUCUAUGGUGAUCAGAUAUAGAAUAACUAGAAGCUUAGAGAACCUUGGCUCUAUCAAGACAACUUCAUUGGUAGUUAUUUAUGAAGUGCUGAUGUAGGGCACAGUUUAAAAAGUGAACCAGUCACUAUAGAAACCAAGAUAAUGUUACUAAUGGCUGUUCCACAGUUGCUCUUUAUACGCAUAUAUGGCUAGAAAAUCCCCAAAUUGACUCUUAAUGGUUAACCAUCUACACAGACUUAAACUUCUGCCUAAUGUGAAACUGAUAUGGACACUAGGGUUUUCUAAGGUUUCUGACAUAUCGCCACAUGGAUGUGACAAGCAAGAUUGUGUUUUCACUAGUAAAAAAAAAGUUAAAAAAAAAAAACAGUCAUCAUUGACGACCAAGGGAGUUUAUUCAGAAAGCACACAGAGUAGUCAUACCUGAUUUGCAGAUAGUAUCAUUAAUAUUUGAAGGCAUCCUGCAGAAUAUAGAUACGUUCACAUAUAUUUUAGUUCCAUUCAAUUUUCUGAAUGCAAUAGCAUACAAACACACGCACACGCACACAUAUACACUAACAUGUUCAAUACAGGCAAAUUUAUGCUGCCAAUGAACUGUUUAAAGCCUAUUUUUUUGCCAUAAAAAUAUUGGUCACGGAAGCUCUGAGAAAUUAAAAAAAAUGAUCCAGAAAAACAAAACGACUGACAAUUGGAAAGAAUCUGAUUAAAUGGAAAUAUACUUAGAUUUUGACUAGAUGUAAGUAAAGCAUAUUUACACAUCCUGCUUGUGUAGAGCAUAAUGGAUGUAUAAUAAAUGCAGACAUUGUACAUCUGUGACACUGGCAGAGCCAAUUCAUUUUUCCCCAUUGGCUUAUAUAUUUACUUAUAAUUCUGAUAUACCAGUCACCUGCAUUGUCUUCAUUGUCAAUUGUCCAUUCUUCAAACUUGUCCUUAGGAUUCACCAACUGGUCAGAAUUUUGGGAUAUAUCUACUUCAGCACAGGCAAGGUCAUCAACAACUCAUUCUAAUUGAGACACCUGCUCUCGAUUCGUGGCCUGUAGGUCUUGUAGAGAAGUUUGAAGACCAUGGGUCAAAACAUCUGCUUCAAAUAUUGUUUGCAGAUCUCCUUUAAGAAGAUUAAUGCAGUCAGAUACUCCAAGUCCCAAAUUAUUGCAUUAUCAGGAAUGCAUCUGGCUGUAUGGGUGGCAUUGACAGCUUGACAAAGUGCACAUUUGUAAAUUCUCAAGGGUGGCCACUUUAAGCGACUUAAAAUAAUGUGCACACCAAUAUUUCUAGAAAUAGGAAUUAUGGCUACUCUGAAGUAUGGCUAUCAGGAUGAAAAAAUGGAAACAGUUAAGACAAUAUGUAAAUAUAAAAAUAUAUAUAUAUAUAUAUUUUUGUUUCAGACAGACGUGGUGAGACAGGUGUAUUUAAAACCAAACAAUGUCUCUGUAGAAUUUGGUUUUAACCAUUUUUUUUAAUUUCAGGUUUUGAUAUGAAGAGGGACAGAAAUUACUUAACCCAUUUGGGGUAAACUCUUAUAUACUUUUGUCCUAUCCCCGGAUUAACCCCAGUGUAUAAUAAAAAUUGUCCCUUCCUCCAUCAGUCUUCAUUCAGUUACAAUACAAUACUUUUUGUUUGUCUUUUCUUUCUUAUUAUAUGUAACUGCAUCUUUGUUAUUUAUGUAUAUAUCAUGUUAUCUUACUUAGUUUCUUUUGAUUUGUAAUUCCUUUACUUGUG